This is a messenger RNA of Lethenteron reissneri (Far Eastern brook lamprey), 2272 nucleotides long. Its product is annotated as alpha-crystallin A chain-like. The record is from RefSeq and is a predicted model, not a curated record. NCBI's taxonomy places the organism in Eukaryota, Metazoa, Chordata, Hyperoartia, Petromyzontiformes, Petromyzontidae. Gene Ontology annotation, cellular component: cytoplasm; nucleus. Gene Ontology annotation, biological process: protein refolding; negative regulation of apoptotic process; response to heat. Gene Ontology annotation, molecular function: structural constituent of eye lens.
CGGGUGCAAGUUCACACGAUCUCAGCCGUAACCAAGCAAGCCACGCUCCCUUCACCUCUUAAAACAAACGGAAAGAAAAAAAAACCAACAACACCCCCCGUCUCCGAAACUAGCGCAAUGGAAGUGACCAUUCAGCACCCGUUCCUGCGUCGCCCCUUCGGCUCGCUCUUCACCAGCCGUCUCUUCGAUCAGUUCUUUGGAGAGGGCCUUUUCGACAGCGAGCCUUUCUUUGGGCAGAAUGUCUCGCAGAACCCUUUCCUCCUCCUACAGGGCCGAUCAUCGCCUCUGCAGCGCCUCACGUCCAUCCUGGAUUCGGGGCUCUCCGAGCUGCGCGUGGACAGGGAGCGCUUUUCCAUCCACCUGGAUGUGCGCCACUUCUCCCCCACCGAGCUGAGCGUCAAGAUCGUGGACGACUCCAUUGAAGUGCACGCCAAGCACGAGGAGCGAGCGGACGAGCACGGCCUGGUGUCACGCGAGUUUCUGCGCCGCUACCGUCUCCCCGUAGGCGUCCAGGCCGACUCGGUGACGGCGGCGCUGACCACCGACGGGGUCCUGACUCUGUCGGCGCCGCGUCGCGACGGACGGGAGCCGCGGGACGGGCGCGAGAGCCGCGACACGCGCGAGCGCCCGGUGCACAUCGCGUGCGACGACAAGUCCUCCCCCGUGGGGCCUCCUCCCCCCGAGCGCAAGUGAAGGGAAAGGUGGCGGGGGGGGAGAAGCGAAACGCACGAAUUUGUUGUGUACUGCAUAUACCGCGUGCGUUGACUGCUUUCGACGGCCACUGCUACUACUGCGACCGCCGCUAUCGCUACGCGCGCACGCACUCACGCACACUCACGCACUCAUACACACUCACUCAUACACACUCACUCACGCAUACACACUCACUCACGCAUACACACUCACGCACUCAUACACACUCACUCACGCAUACACACUCACACACUCACGCAAGCACACUCACGCACGCAAGCACACUCACUCACGCAAGUACACUCACGCACGCACGCAAGCACACACGCAUUCACACACGCACGCACACGGGCACUUACCUGCAGCGGUGUUUUAAAUUAACAAACCAAAAAAGGUGCUAUCCCACCCAGUAAACGUGUGACGUUGGUGCGACGUCGGCAUGUUGUCGGGACCGUGAGGCCAACGUUGGCACGACGUUAGCCCAACGUUUCGUGUUUACUGCGCAAUUAUUGCUCUUCAUCGGCACGAGAACCAUCUGGGCACAUGCAUGAACGCAUAAUCUACGCGCAAGAAUGCUCACAAGCACGCGUACAAUGUGUGUUCGGGAAGUUGAAAAAGAAACACAUUUUAAAAAAUCGUGUUCAAAUUACUCUAGAUACAUCCAUCACGGUCCAAGAUGUACACUUAUACACAAUAAAGUAAAAAAACAAACCUUUCGCAAACGCAAAAUCAAUAUUUACGAAAUCGAAUAUUCCAAUAGUUCCCUGUGAUAAGAUAUGAAUGUUAUAAUAUAUGAUAGUUCAAGUGAGAUGUGUAAUUCCAUUUAGGGUCGUUUCAAUUGUGUCUGGUGUAUAAUUGGCACUGAAUUGAUGGACGGACGACUCUAUGGGUCUUUGAUUAUUGUUCUAAACGCAUGUCGUGUGCAUGCUAUUACAGAGGUAGGAGUAGUGGCGAGUCAGAGAGAUUUGUGUAAAUGCGUGGGCAUCCGUUGACAGCUGAAGCAUGACUUUAGAAAUUAAGAAAAGGAUAUCGUUUCGUCUGGAAAAUAGCCAUUCCCUUCGUAUUACGACUUGCUUAAUCAUGUUUAAACCGUGACAAGUUAUUAAACAUCAGAAAUAGUGAGAAAAACAAUUCGCAAAAAUGCUAUUUGAAAGCACGUUAUUGACAAGUUUCUGAAAUAACUGCUUACUAGGCAAUGAACCGCUUCGACUAUUAGCGAUUCGGAAAGCCAAACAAGAGCAAUGCGUGUGACGAUAGUUGCUGUUGAAAAUGUCAUGUGGGGAAGGGACCCAUACUCCCGCAAGUGAUAAGUGUGCCUCGUGUACGGUGACACGUUGUGAUCUGUCGCUAACUACUGUGGGAGCAGGAUGACACCUUACCGAUCACGCACUGUGAUACCAGGCCGAUGAUAAGAUGAAAUAAUUGAAUUUCCCCGCUUGCACGAGUCGAACGCAGCUCCGUCCUGCUGGUCGGCUGCUCGCGACAUACACCGCCGCUUCGCUCAUCUCUUUUUUGUUUUUCCCGAAGUGGCGCUCAACUGAGCACAAAUGUAACGGCAAAAUAAAAUGCAAUCACGUGA